AUGACGGAUGGCGGCCUGAGUUUUGGCGCAGCCACCGAGGGCUAUGAGGAGGAUCCACAGGCCAAGCUUUGCAAUGAAGUUUGUGUGGAGGUCUUUGGCAUCCUGCAGAAGAUGCGGAACCCUGUGGCUUCGGCGGAGCAGGGGCAGUACAUCUUUGAAAUCGGCGCUGGGACCGGUGGCACGACCUCCUUCGUUCUACCCUCCUUGGAUCCGCACAAGACCCGGUAUGUCUUCACAGACCUUUCCCAAGCGUUCCUGACGAAUGCGAGACAGCGUUUCAGCAGGUUUCCCUUCAUCGAGUACGCCAUUUUUAAUGGAGAUAAACAUCCUGGAGACCAGGGCUUCAAUAGCCACGAGAUGACGGCCAUCUUAGCCACCAACGUGAUCCACGCCACGAUGCACCUGGCCUCCACCAUGGCCACCAUCCACGUCCUGCUGCAGCCGGGGGGGCACAUCGUCUUCAACGAGGUGCAGAAUCCGGGCACCCUCGGAGAGGACUUGACGUAUGGUCUGACGGAUGGCUGGUGGAUGCUCACGGAUUGCGAGAGGCGGGUGACCUAUCCGUUGCUUCGGGUGGCAGAGUGGUGCACUCUGUUCACUCAGUGUGGCUUCAAAAACGUCUGGCAUACUCCAGAUGAGGGGCCCAUCUUUAGCCAACAAGCGAUUCUCGUGGCGCAGUGCGGAACGUUGGUGCAGCCGACCUAUUUGGGUGUGGAUCCUAUGCCCCGAGCCGAUCCCAAUGCGUCUGGAGCCCAGUCGUAUCUGAUCACCGGUGCAGUUGGAGGUCUAGGCCUUAUUGCUGCCAUCAUCCUAAUGGAGCGAGGUGCGCGGCACCUCUUCUUUGUCUCAAGAAGAGACAAGGUGCCUGAUGAGGCCAUGCAGUUUUAUGAGCGCAUUGCCAAUGCUAGUGCCGCCAUUCGCCGGGAGAAGUGCAACGCCGCAGACCCCGCGCAGAUCGCGAAGCUCUUCGAGGAAACGCCGGAGUGGCCAGCGUGCGCCGGUGUGGUGCAUGCCGCUGGCGUCUUGUCGGAUGGCACGAUCACGAAGCAAAAUCGACGGAAGUAUGAAGAGGUCUUUGGACCCAAAGUUCAUGGUGCCUACUACCUGCACAACAACCGGGGAUGCGGCCUGCAAAAGCUUCAGGUGAACUUCGUUAUGUCCUCUGGUGCGGGUUUCAUGGGUUCUCCCGGGCAGAGUAACCACUCCUGUGGUAACAUGGGCCUUGAAGGCCUGGUAGACUUUGAAAGGAAGUUGGGCCUCACUGGGUGCUCCAUCGCUUGGGGCGCCGUAGCUGGAGUAGGCUAUGCCGCGCGUCACCACUUGGCGGACCAUGCCGGGGCGGUGCGGUUCGAACACGCCUGGGCCUGCAUUGAGGGCAUCUUGGAGAGACCCUUCCUGAACGUCCUGAUCAAUCCCAGCGCCUGGGAGAUGGGAAAAGGCGCUCAAGCGAUGAGACAACUCAUCUCGACAGGCUUGGCUGGUCGCUUCAAGAAGACCGGUUUCCGCAAACCCAAGGCUGUCCAAAUGUUGAGGACCUCGGACAAAGAGAAUGUGGCAGUGGAAGGCCAUCCAGCCGAGGUUCUGACCGUGGCCAUGCCAGAGGUGCUGGAGAGCAUGAAGAAGAUUCAGCGGGGCUGGAACGCAACCCAUUUGAGCGACAUCUUCCCCAAGGCGGAAAGAACUCAGGUGAUGCGAGACAUGUCAUACAGGGUAUCCAAGUAUCAGUGGCGGAUCCAAAGUCAAAUGAUAUCCAAUGAUUAA
This is a messenger RNA of Cladocopium goreaui, 1761 nucleotides long. The record is from the annotation of a GenBank genome assembly. Lineage: Eukaryota; Dinophyceae; Suessiales; Symbiodiniaceae.